Colletotrichum phormii is the source of this 2971-nucleotide messenger RNA. RefSeq lists its product as uncharacterized. Gene Ontology annotation, biological process: nucleoside metabolic process. Gene Ontology annotation, molecular function: catalytic activity; protein binding. The transcript is spliced from 4 exons. Bases 1 to 2943 code for a protein of 980 amino acids. The record is from RefSeq and is a predicted model, not a curated record. Lineage: Eukaryota; Fungi; Ascomycota; Sordariomycetes; Glomerellales; Glomerellaceae.
AUGACGAGCUACCCUCAACCACGCCGUUUCGAGGACUUCCGUAUCGCCGUGAUAUGCGCACUGCCCCGCGAAUACGAUGCCGUCAUCCUGGCUUUCGACGAGAUAUGGAACGAUGAUAGAGAUGGGCGCGGGCCCGCGCCCAGGCAAUACAACAAUCACACGCUGGGGUUGAUUGGAGUUCAUUAUGUUGUUUUGGUUCUUCUCCCCAACAUGGGAAAAGUCAGCGCAGCCAACGAGGUAGUCCGGCUCCGAUCUAUAUAUGUUGGGUUGGAGAUAGCCUUCUUGACUAGGAUUUGUGGGGGAGUGCCUAACCCGGGCACCGAUCAUGAAAUGCUGCUUGGGGAUGUGGUGAUCGGCAAAAGCAUCGUGCAGUAUGACCUAGGCCGACAGUACCCUAGCAAGUUUCGCAGGAAAGACGGUAUUAAAGACAACCUGAGCCGACUCAACAAAGACGUGCGUUCUUUUCUCGCCACCUACGAGACGCAACAUGGCCGGAACGACUUACAGCGCCGGAUCACCAAAGUCCUCACGCAAGUCCAACAGAUGGCCAUUAACGCACAAGACCAAAUCUACUACGACCGUCCUGCAGCCGAAGAGGACUCACUUUUCAAGCCGGAUUAUCUUCACAGACACCGAGAUCAGCUAGGCUAUGGCUAUAGCGAAUCUACUACGUGUAACGAAGCGAUUAAAGCGUCGUACGACGAGCUUAGAUGCGAUGUCGCACAUCAAAUAGUAAGAACACGACUGGAGUCUACGAUGUUCGAGUCGCGAAUAUAUAUUGGGCGCAUCGGCUCAGGUGAUACGGUGAUAAAAUCAGGCGAACACCGGGACAGGGUUGCUCAAGAGCAUAACAUUAUUGCCUUUGAGAUGGAGGGGGCGGGCGUUUGGGAGGAGAUCCCCGACUUCGCCGCUGCAAUGGCGGCCUCAGCAACAAAGGCUCUGAUGGAGCGCUACGUGUGCAGGACUCCCAGGACAAACUCCGAACCUACUCCUACCAUGUAUACGCUUGCCCCUGUUUUGUCAGGCGUUGUAGGGGUGAGUCGCUUCGUUGGUAGAGACGACGAACUUGGAUGUCUGCAUGAGGCGCUGAAAUGGACGGGUGAGCGCCGCAACGCCGUGCUGCAGGGUCUAGGUGGCAUGGGAAAAACUCAGUUAUCGAUAGAGUAUACGAAGCGGCAUCGCAGCGACUACUCGGCCAUGCUUUGGCUGAACGCAAGGGAUGAGACAUCACUGAAGCAAAGCUUACAACAAGCGGCGCAGCGAAUCUUGCGGGAACACCCGACUAUGGCGUAUGUACAAAAUGCCAUGGUCAAUCAGGACCUUGACGAGACGACGGAAGCAGUUAAGCGAUGGCUGAGUGAAGCGAGGAACGACCGCUGGCUCGUUGUCUACGAUAACUACGACGAUGUCAGAUUUGACCGCCGCGGCGAUGCGGGUCAAAGUGCCCAAUCUGUUGCGGAGCAGGGUGGGACUGCAUCUGGCAACACAAGCCAACCGGAGGCAGCAUAUUCAAAGGCGUACGAUAUCCGUCCGUACUUUCCUGAAACCGACCACGGCGCCAUCAUCAUCACAACCCGAUCCUCAACAGUGAAACUCGGGCAGUUGAUCCGGCUGAGUAAGCUAGGCGACGUCAAUGACAGCUUGGCUAUACUGGAGUCAACAUCCAAUCGUGCCCAUCUGAGCCAGAAUCCUGAUGCUUAUACGCUUGCGCGGCGACUUGACGGCCUUCCGCUUGCCCUGUCGACGGCUGGAGCGUACCUCAACCAAGUGUCGACGAGCUGCGCUGAGUAUCUCCGGCUGUACGACGAAUCAUGGCUGCGAUUACAGAGAGAGAGUCCACAGCUUCUGGAUUACGAUCAAGCGUUGUACUCGACGUGGGGUAUCUCCUUCAACCUCAUUCAGCAGCAAAGCAGAGGUGCAGCUACCCUCCUUCGACUUUGGGCAUACUUCGAUAACGAGGACCUAUGGUACGAACUGCUGCAGGAUAUGGGUUCAGAGGGGCCGGUUUGGCUACAAGACAUAACGAAAGACAACUUAAUCUUCAACACAACAAUGAGACUUCUUUACGAACAUGGACUAGUAGAGGCGGACCUUACUAUAAAAGAGACUAAGGGAGAGUCCCGAGGAUACAGUGUGCAUAGAUAUGUCCAUGCGUGGAUGAUACACGUGCUGAACACGGGAGUCGACGAGGAGAUGGCUUGGACAGCAUUAAGGUGUAUAGCAUCACAUGUCCCAAGCAAGGAGCAGCAAGAGUAUUGGAUAAUACAAAGACGACUUUUACAACAUUCAGACCGAUGCAUCACAAAGAUACCGACAGAUGCGGCGGAGGAAAAAGAUGCAUGGAUGUUUCACGAACUAGGCAACCUCUACUCGGACCAGGGCCGACUUAAGGAGGCCGAGGCGAUGUACGAGCGGGCUCUUCAAGGCAAGGAGAAGGCAUGGGGACCAGACCACACGUCAACACUCGACACGGUCAACAAUCUAGGCAACCUCUACUCGGACCAGGGCCGACUCAAAGAGGCCGAGGCGAUGUACGAGCGGGCUCUUCAAGGCAAGGAGAAGGCAUGGGGACCAGACCACACGUCAACACUCGACACGGUCAACAAUCUAGGCCUCCUCUACAAGAACCAGGGCCGACUCAAAGAGGCCGAGGCGAUGUACGAGCGGGCUCUUCAAGGCUACGAGAAGGCACUUGGAGCAGACGCCAUAAAGACCUAUAUUCCUGCCUUGAACGCACUUCAAAAUCUCGGCUCUUUGUUUGAGAUGCUUGGCGAGAAUAGCAAAGCUAUCUCAUACUACUCAAAAGCACAGAACGGCUUCUUAUCCGUACUAGGGUCACAGAACGAACGGUGUACAUAUUUGUCUGAGAAAAUAGGCUAUUGCAGCUUGUUAUACAAGAGAUGGAUGUUUCGCUUCGCGUACAGAAGCCAGGACGAGGGCUGAAAGCCAAAUAGAAGACAUUGAAGGGACA